AGCGGGAACUCCCAGUGUUGGGGUGUGCCCUUCUCCCCCGGGUUUCCCUUCUUCUUCUCACGGGUCCUUCUGCCUGGAUACUCCUGACGUUCUGCUGCGAUUCUGGUUUGUAUGUCCCAACUCUGCAGGGGCCAAUCGGCGUCACCUAGGAUUCCAGUAUAAAGUCCUCACGUAGUACCCGAGUUCUUUCUCCGAAGACGCUCAGGGUCCGGAUCAUGGAACCACGAGCCCUGCUCCUGCUGCUCUCGGGGGCCCUGACUGUGACCGAGACCUGGGCGGGCCCACACACCCUGAGACAUUUCGGCACCUCCGUGUCCCCACACGGGAAGUUCCGGCACAUCGUGGCCAUCUACGUGGACGACACGGAGGUCACAUGGUUCGACAGUGCUGCCCCGAAUCCAAGGGCACAGCCGCGGAUGCCGUGGAAGAAGCAGCCGUGGAUGGAGCAGGAGGAUCCAGAUUUUUGGGCGGAACAGACGCGGGUCUGCAAGGACUGCGCACAGUUUUCCCGAGCAAAGCUGAAAAACCUGCGCGCCUACUACAACCACAGCGAGGACGGGUCUCACACCUUCCAGGUUACUUUUGGUUGCGUUGUGGGAUCGGACCUGGGAUUCCUCGGCGCGUACGGUCAAACCGCAUACGACGGCACCGAAACCUUCGCGUUGAACUUGGACCUGAGUUCCACCACCGGAGCCAAUAAGACCACCCAGAUCACCAUACUGCGCGAUUUGUUGCAUCAAGAUGUUGUGGAGAUAUGGAGGGCCUACCUGGAGCACACGUGUCUGAGCUGGCUCCGCAUGUUCCUGGAGAAGGGGAAGGAGACACUGCUCCGAGCAGACCCUCCAAAGACACACUUGACCCACCACCCUAUCUCUGACCAUAAGGUCACCGUGAAGUGCUGGGCCCUGGGCUUCUACCCUGCGGACAUCACCCUGACCUGGCAGCGUGAAGGGGAGGACCUGACCCAGGACAUGGAGCUUGUGGAGACCAGGCCUGCGGGGGAUGGGACCUUCCAGAAGUGGGCAGCUGUGGUCGUGCCCCCUGGAGAGGAGCAGAGAUACACGUGCCAUGUGCAGCACCAGGGGCUGCCUGAGCCCCUGACCCUGAGAUGGGACCCCCCUCCUCAGACCACCAUCACCAUCGUGGGCAUCGUUGCUGCCCUGGGUCUCCUUGGAGCUGUGGCCGCUGGAGCUGUGCUGUGGAGGAGGAAGAGCUCAGACAGGGGCAAGAAGAGCUACACUCAGGCUGCCUGCAGCGACAGUGCCCAGGGCUCUGAUGUGUCUCUCACAGCUCCUAAGGGUGAGACCCUGAGGGCAGGAAUUGGGGGGAUUGGGACUGAGACAAACUGGGUUUUGUGGAUUCUCAGAGUGGCACAUUCUGAGCAUGAGGCGGGCUGUGGGAGAAUGUGA
Phyllostomus discolor (pale spear-nosed bat) is the source of this 1409-nucleotide messenger RNA. RefSeq names its product patr class I histocompatibility antigen, A-126 alpha chain-like. Gene Ontology annotation, biological process: positive regulation of T cell mediated cytotoxicity; antigen processing and presentation of endogenous peptide antigen via MHC class I via ER pathway, TAP-independent; immune response. Lineage: Eukaryota; Metazoa; Chordata; Mammalia; Chiroptera; Phyllostomidae. Gene Ontology annotation, cellular component: external side of plasma membrane. The coding region runs from base 216 to 1409 and encodes 397 amino acids. Gene Ontology annotation, molecular function: peptide antigen binding; signaling receptor binding. The transcript is spliced from 7 exons. The record is from RefSeq and is a predicted model, not a curated record.